Molecule: messenger RNA, 597 nt
Organism: Dibothriocephalus latus
Lineage: Eukaryota; Metazoa; Platyhelminthes; Cestoda; Diphyllobothriidea; Diphyllobothriidae
Source: the annotation of a GenBank genome assembly
AUGAAACCUACAUUUUCUCCUGCCUAUGUUAAUGUUUUAAUUCUACCUCACUUUUCACAGUCCGCAAACUGUCAGAUCCAGAGGAAGUUGUCAAAUCUGCCAGCAGGUGCGGUUGACCUUUCCGUUUCGCCCUGCCAGAGUGUGCCGUCUUUCGGCCAGCUGGCACCUAGCAAUCCCCAUCGGUCUCAUAGCUCUGUUAACCUGGAGCAUAGCAGUUCCAGCAGCCGAUCUACAAAGGGGCCUAGCAGUUCCGGUAUGCCGCUACCUACGGAGUUUACACUCCCUCAUCUACGAGAUGGUCCACUUCCUGACCAACGGGACUAUCAACAUCUCCAGCCUCUGCCGGGUAGCCUUGCUUACAUGAAUCGGAAACACAGUCAAAAGCAACCGUCCAUACCGCGUUUCGGCAAUGUCCUCAAGCUAGAGAACAACGUUACCGGCAACGGGUCUAAUGCUCAUGUACGGAUCGCCUUCCAUAUUGUCCGCGAUAAAUACGCCUCGAGCUUCAGCAUGAACAGUUCGAAAUCGCGUCUGCCAUGGUUCAACAGCAGCCGUCUGCCCCGGCCCCGGGCUACACGACCAUCAGGUCGAACCGAG